UAAAGUGUGUGAACGUUCCAUUGGAACGCGGCGGCGGAGUGACUGAGUGGGAGAUCGCAACGUAUGCAGGCUGGAAAAAGUCAUCCGUGAGCGAGAUGGAAGUGAUGAAUUGUUUAACACUAAAUGAUUUGGUCAGCACAAAAAAAAAUAAAGUGGAUGAUGUUAUAGAUGAUAGGAGUGCCCAUAAGGAGAAUGUGUUUGACAGAUAUCUAAGUCCAAGGGCACUUUUGAAGGCAGAGCCAAUUGAUCUAUCAAAACAAAAAUAUUUUAUCCCUGAACGGAGUCCUGUCACACCAGUAAAAAUGGUUGACAGACCUCAAGCUGAUCCGUGGACCCCGACGGCCAAUCUAAAGAUUCUGAUGAGUGCUGCAAGCCCAGAAAUCCGGGAUCGAGAAAAGAAAAAGGAACUGUUCCGUCCAAUCGAAAAUAAUGAACCGGAAGAUACCGCUCAAGAUUUCCAGUUUGAAGUUGCUGAUGACCUUGAUGAGUUGGAAAAGAGGCCAAGCAGAAAGCAGAAAAGUUUGGGGCUACUGUGUCAGAAGUUUCUGUCUCGGUAUCCUAGCCAUCCCAUGGCAACAGAGAAGACAAACAUUUCUUUAGAUGAAGCUGCGUCAAGCCUUGGUGUCGAGCGCAGACGUAUUUAUGACAUUGUGAAUGUUCUGGAGUCCCUGCAUCUGGUGAGCCGGGUAGCAAAGAAUCAGUACUGCUGGAAUGGACAGAGCAAUCUGAAUGAGACACUAAAAAGACUGCAGAUAGACGGAGAGAAACAAAAAUAUGGAGUAUUGAUUAAUCAUUUUCAGCAUAUGGCAAAUAAGUGUGAGAAGCAGAAUAAAGAUUUACCCGUGGACAGCCAGACUGUUGGUCUUUUAGAAUUGUCUGAAGCAGACUGCCCCUCCGCAUCUGCAAGCAGUCGCAAGGAUAAAUCGCUGCGUAUCAUGAGUAAGAAGUUUGUCAUGCUGUUUCUUGUAUCUACAUCCAAGAUAAUCACCCUUGAGAUGGCUGCUAAGAUCCUAAUUGAAGAGAGCCAGGACUCUACAUAUCACAGCAAAUUUAAAACAAAGGUACGACGACUGUAUGACAUUGCGAAUGUGCUGACCAGCUUACGACUUAUAAAGAAGGUUCAUGUAACUGAAGAAAGAGGGAGAAAACCGGCAUUUAAAUGGAUUGGACCUGUAGAUUUGGGGGCAGACAGUGAUGAAACCAUGGAAGUGACAUCAACUACUCCAUCUCCUGUCUCCGAGAGAGACUCUUGCAGCAUCCAUCCUUCCUUUAGCAAGGUUCCAUCCAACAAUACUGUAAAGAGGAAAAUCUGCUCUGAACCAAUCAGUCUCCUUAAGACUCAGAAUGUUUGCAUUCAGAGCACCGAUACCUACUCAUCAAAGAUGGCACAUUUGGCAGCUAUAUGCAGACAAGAUAUUGAAGAUGAUACUAAAACCAGUGCUUCAUUAACUAUGGAAAACGUAGGCCCUCUACCUUUCUGUGUGGUGCCUGUACCAGUGGACCCUGACUGUUUUAAGUCUGUGGCUCCGCAGGGGUCUCGUGCAUCGCUGAAGGGCAUAAAUGGACACAUCCCCAUUGUAGCCACAUCACAGUUUAACAGAGAGCCUGGCAAUCAAGGAUUUCUCCAGAACCAACCAUAUGUAUACCUCCCUUCCAAUUCUGUAUUCAUGUUAUGUGGGAAUUCACGACAGGAACUGAACAAGAAAUCUCCAAUAUCUGAACAAAAGUAUACAAAUGAAAAUCUUCACCAAUCGAAAAAACAGCGUACUGAUGCAGAUGAAUCACCACUCUCCUUGGUUCUACCAAAGCAUAGGGAAAAAUCACCCGACAAUUUGGUUUUUGACACCGCUGUCCUUGAGAAGUCGCAAAGUCUUUUUGAAGAGCACAAAAAGAACAGAACAGCCAACACGCAAAGUAAUGUGGAACAUGUGACCGAAGCUAAAGAAACAAACGGUGGUCUAAUGGACUCUAACUGUGUUCCCCAAGACACAUUCAGACAAUCCACAUUACAACAGUUCCUUUACAUACCAUCAGCUGGAGUAAAUGGUUUAGAGUUUCUUUUUCCUGCGAGUGGUGCCCCCAGAGAUUUGGUUAGUUCUCAAAGUAGCUUGGCAUCCCUCGGUGUUCCAUGUGUGAUGGUCCCAUCCACAGCACUACAAGCAUAUCCUUUCUUCUGCUCCCAAAUGGAUUCCACCUCCUUACCUUCUGGUUCCAAUGGCCUUUCUUCAAGUCCUGGGUUCAUGAAUUAUAACCUUCCUCAUGGGACCUCACCCUGUCCUUUAAUAGGGAACACAACGUCUCUACCAGCUCACAAACCUGAGCCUCCUUCAGAUCUUUCUCCGAAUGCCAGUCCUGUCCCAGUAAGCGGUUCUAGUUCAGUUGGCUCAGACGGUCUGCAGCAUCCUGUCCCUAAAUCGCAGAAGUCACCAACUCCAUCAACUCCCAAGAGCAGUCACCUGAUUCACAAGGAGACCUUCUUUAAAACUCCUGGCAGCUUACAGACCUCAUCCUCUACAUGGAAAAGCAAACGCACCAAAACGAGAAGUUCCUUCAGUGCUCAAAGGAGAUUAGAGAUUGCUAGUGACUGAACAGGGACUCUCUGCACUUUAACUUGUCCUCUACACCUUCUUGUGCACGGUCUGACUUCACAGUACACAGGCUCUCUGCAUUUUCUAAUACACAAGCCUAUUAACUUGGGUAAAUCCCAUUUCUUAUCUGCAACUGUCCCUGACCUAGCGAACUAUUUUAAUAUCUAUCUAUAUAAAACUCAUUAGCACUUGAUUUAACCAAUUGUUUUUGCAGCUGUCCAAUGUAUACACAUUAUUGCAUUCUGUGAUCUGUGGAUUUGACACCGCCAAUAGUGGAAUUCGCACUAAAUACUUCAUAAGCAAUUGGACUUGGCAUUGCACGUGAAAAUUGCUAUAUUGUUCCAUGGCCGUAUGAAGUCUAAAACUGGCUAGCUACAUUCACAAGUUGAUGCAUUCAAUGUUUCUUUUUUUUUUGUAUUGGGAAAACCUAUACGGAUUACUUGAAUUCUUGUUAAUUUACCAUCUUCAGUACAAACUGUACUGAUAUUAUUUACAUGUAUUUUGCUAUUUAAAAUUAAAAAAGACCAAAUUAACUGUGAAAUCUACAGUUUGGGAAAACCCUAGUAGCUUGAUAUUGCUUAGAAUUUCACCCCUACCCCCAAUGUUCUACGGAUUGAUUUGAUAAAAUGUGAUAAUUAUGUAAGUAAUAUUUACUUAACCUUAAUUAAUAUUUUGUAUAGUAAGCCCAAUAGUAAAUAUUAUUUUUAAUGUUUGUGGGUUUUUUUUUUUUUGUUUUUUUUAUUUACUUUACCCAUACCUGUAACACACAUCUUUGAUCUUUGUACGGUUACAAUGAAAAAGAAUAACUAACAUCUGCAGUCUUACACUUCACCCUGAGCAGCUCGUUGAAUGUCCAUUUUGAACUCUGUACAAUUACAUUGACUAUGAUCCAGAAACCUUAACACUAGCUUAGGUUAGUUACUUGCUCAAAUUUUGCAUAGGAUUUAAAGGUUCCAUAGGACUCCUAGUAAGGUAGAGCAUUGUAAGCAUUUAACCAAUGUUUUUAUGAAGUGGUCCUUUUAAAGGAUACAUAAAUAUGAAAGAUUUAGUAAUGUGAUUGUUCCUCGUUUUACUGUAUAUAUAUUUUUUUCCUUUAUUGUAAUGCCAUUCCAGUUGAUACUGUUGAUUAAAAAGGUGAUUAUUUGCACUGGCAAUUUCAGCACUAGGUCAGGUGGGUUUUAACCCCUCUGUUUCAGCUGGUGGGCUUCUUAAUAUUUCUUCUCAAAGCUGUCUAUAUACUUGAAAUGUCUACCAGGUUUACAUUCUUCAUAUAUCCUCUUUAAACAAUAUGGUGCUAAUUCUGUGUUUUUGUUUUUUAACCAAAGCUGCUUAGUGUAAUCAUAUUGCACUGCUAGUUUAUUGCAAUCUGUUGUACUGCUGCUCUUCUGUAGAUUUAUUUUUAAUUUUAUUUUUCUGUGCUGAUUUUUUAAAGCUAUAUGUAUAGCUCUAAAUGUAUUUUCUCACAUAUGUACAGGGUAUGUAGCAUCACUUAUUAAAU
Messenger RNA from Pelobates fuscus (common spadefoot toad), 4086 nucleotides. It is a transcript of the gene E2F7, whose product is annotated as E2F transcription factor 7. Lineage: Eukaryota; Metazoa; Chordata; Amphibia; Anura; Pelobatidae. Gene Ontology annotation, molecular function: RNA polymerase II cis-regulatory region sequence-specific DNA binding; DNA-binding transcription factor activity, RNA polymerase II-specific. Gene Ontology annotation, biological process: regulation of transcription by RNA polymerase II. The coding region runs from base 96 to 2588 and encodes 830 amino acids. The transcript has 13 exons. The record is from RefSeq and is a predicted model, not a curated record. Gene Ontology annotation, cellular component: RNA polymerase II transcription regulator complex.